Molecule: messenger RNA, 2076 nt
Organism: Rosa chinensis
Lineage: Eukaryota; Viridiplantae; Streptophyta; Magnoliopsida; Rosales; Rosaceae
Exons: 9
Coding region: 335-1822 (495 amino acids)
Source: RefSeq, a predicted model, not a curated record
UAUUGAUUUGUUUAGGGUAUAUACUUUCUUUUCCACCGCCACAACCCAAGGUGAGAGCAAACGUGGAGUUCAUCCCCAAAGCUGAAAGGGAACCGGUUUCAAGACUCAAUCUACUGCAAUCGGGAAACCCCCAAAUCUCUUCCUUCUCCGUCUCCAUUUCAAUGUAGAGUCCAUGCCACAGUGUCAAAUACCCAAGUUGGUUCCGGGUAGUGAAUAAUGUGAUUGUCUUCAUAAGAAAGAGUCCUUGCUCCUGCAGCUGACUCCUCUCCUACAACAAAUUUUCCCGGGGACCAAAAAGAAAAGACAUUGACAUCAUUUCCGACUUACAAACUCCAUGCAAUGCAGUGGAGUUAAGAUACGGUACGUCAAAAGCUAUUUCAAAGAUAUGUCCAAUUACAACAUGGAUUUCCAGUUGGAUGAUGAUGCCCUACCAUCGAUGCAUGAAAGUGUCCAAUUUGAUGAUAGUGAAACCCAAGAUGUUGGCCGUCUUUUUGUGAAUGAGCAAACAAUUCCUACAGAAAACAGAAAUAAUGCAGCCAAUGAGGGUAACAAAAAAAAAGGGAGAGGGAAAACUGUAAUUAAAUGGGGUCAGCGUGGAGUGCGAGAAAGAGUUAAGUGGGGAAAACAAGGAGUACCGGUGUCUCCAAGGGAAAAAUGUGCACAGUAUUCCCUUUUCAUUGGUAGUUUGGCGGCUGACCCUGGAUUGUAUCCUAUUGAUGUCAAGGAUUGGCGGCAUUUUGACAAGGACGACAACCAUCAAAGGGCUUGGACAUGUAUUGAGGGGACAAUUGAUUGGACGGAUGAAGCAGCCGCUGCUAAAAAAUCUGAAAUCAAGAAAUAUGCCUUCGAAAAACUUGCAGAUCGCUGGAAGCAUCACAAGUCAGAGUUGAAGAAAUUGUAUUGGUUGCCCAAUCAAGGGACUGAAGAACGUUUUUGCAGGCCUGAUAAUGCCAUUGACAGAGAUCAAUGGAUAAGAUUUGUUACUCAUUUAGAUGAUGAGGAUACUAAGACCAAGGCUGCCAUAAAUGUAAGUAAUCGAUCGCAGCGGGUAAUGCAUCACAGUACAAGCACAAGGACUUUUCCAGCUGUUGUUUACGAAUGGCAAGUUGAGAAUAGGGUUGAGGAAGAACCUGAUAGGUUGGAAAUAUUCAAGUUGACACACCGUAAGAAAGGAAAACAAAAUGAGUAUGUUGAUGCUGCAUCUACCAAAGCAGUGCAAGAUUUGGAGAAGGCUGAAGAGGAGAGAAAAAAGUUAAAUGUUGACAUUACUCCACAAGUUAGAGAAGACAUCUAUGCACAGGUUCUUGGGCCAGAGAAGCGUAACCGAGUGAGAGGACUUGGAGCGGGAGUACGUUGGCGUGAUGUUCCGUACCUUCAUACCGAAAAAAGAAGUAUAUCAGCUACUAUGGAAGCAAUGAAAGCAACAAUUGAGGAACAACGCUUGGAGACUGCAAGAUUGAGGAGUGAGGCUGAAAAAGAAAGACAAGAAGCUGCCCAAAGGGAGGAAAGGAAUAGGAUUGAAUCAGCUGAGAUGAACAAACGUUUCGCCGCACAAAUGGAGGAGUUUAAGAAGCAGCAAGAGGCAGCAAUGGAAGAGAAUGCAAGGAAGGUGAAUGAACUCGCAAGACUUCAAGGUAUUAGAUGGAUGAAAGAAGCUGGUUUUUCAGGGAUUGAAACGGCACCACAAUUAGAUAGCGACCCAAUGACACAGCUUGCAGCAGUCCAACCACAAUGUAAUAGACCAGCGAUUCCAACCCCACCUAUCGAGGAUGUGUAUAGACCCGAAAUGCCUCAAACUGUGCAAGAAUCGCAGCUGAAUUGAAAGGGUUAGUUUCACCAACCAUUAUCUAGUUUGAUGGUUAUGUUAUUGCCUACUUUGAGUUAGUUCUCAAAGUAUUUUGAUGAAAAUUAUUCUUGGACAAGGAUUAUGUUGUUAAAGGGGGAAAAUCUUAGUGAUAUUCCACCUUAAACAACAAUGUAUUCUUCAAAACUCCCUUGUUUUUGUAAUCCAAGAAUAAAUGAAAUGUAUUUUGCUACAAAUGUAAAGAACAUCUUGCUAUGAAUGUAAAGUUUUAA